UUCACCACUCUCUCACCGUUCCUUCUGCAGAACACUAAGCCAUGGCCGCCUCCACCUCCAUUCUCCUCUCUUUCUCUCUUUGCUUGCUCCUCUUCUGCCACAUCUCUCGAGCCCAGUUUGGACUCGGCCAGCAGGGAGCAGGUGAACCAUGGGUGAGUGCGCGUCGCUACAGCCGCGUGAGCCAAUGCAGAAUCGAGAAGCUAAGCACCCUUGAGCUCACCCGACGUGUGCCCUCGGAAGCUGGCUACACAGAGUAUUUUGACCAGUACAAUGAGCAGCUGCAGUGCGUGGGCGUGGCUGCAUGUCGUCAUACCAUCCAACCGAGAGGCCUUCUCCUGCCAUCCUUUUCCAGUGCACCACGCCUCGUCUAUAUUGUGCAAGGAAGGGGAAUCAUUGGAACAGUGUUCCCCGGUUGCCCAGAGACGUUCCAAUCCUUCCAGCAAACCGAACAACAAUGGGAGCAGACGGCAGGAGGAUGUCAGAGGUUCCGAGACGAGCACCAGAGGAUCCACUACGUCCGUGAGGGAGACAUCAUCGCGUUGCCCGCUGGAGUUUCUUAUUGGGGCUACAACAAUGGCGAAGUAGCUGUCGUCGCGAUUACCACCUUCGACACAAGCAGCAGCGCCAAUCAAUUGGAUCGCCAGCAUAGGGAAUUUCUACUUGCUGGGAGGGAGAGACUAGUCGAGCAAGGUUCCCAAAUAGAAGUGAGAUUACAGCAGAUAAAGGGGAACAACCUGCUCAGCGGUUUUGAGCUCGAUCCACUGGCAGAGGCACUCGGUGUCGAUAGGGAAUUGGUGAGAAAAAUCCAGAAUCCCGACGACAGGAGGGGCGAGAUAGUCCUUGUCACGAGUGGGCUUCAGGUGCUACGAGCAUCACGGCAGAGUGAGGAACUGGUACGAGAAAGAGAGGUGAGACAAGAAUGCCAAGAGGGAAGGGGAUGUCAAUCUAAUGUAUUAGAGGCUUUCUGCACCAUGAAGAUAAGGCAGAACAUUGGAGACCCCUUGCGUGCUGACUACUUCAAUCCGCGCGCUGGAAGGAUCACCACCCUCAACAGCCAGAAGCUCCCCAUUCUAAGAUUCGUCCAAAUGAGUGCUGUAAGGGGACUCCUCCGCCCGAAUGCCAUCAGAUCACCGCACUGGAAUGUCAACGCUCAUAGCAUCGUGUACGCCUUGAGGGGAUACAGUCGGGUGCAGGUGGUGGGACAUCGAGGUCAGACCGUAUUCGUUGGAGAGUUCCGUCAGGGUCAACUACUUGUCGUUCCACAGUACUUUGCUAUGAUGUUCCAAGCGCAACGCGAGAGCUUCGAAUGGGUCUCCAUCAAGACCAACGACAAUGCCAUGGUCAACCAUUUCGUGGGGAAGACGUCGGCUCUCCGUGGCAUGCCGGUGGAGGUGCUGAUGAACUCGUAUUGCAUCUCUAGAGAGGAGGCCAUGCAGCUGAAGUUUAACCGUGGAAAUGAAUUGGCCCUCUUCACUUCUAAGAUCGAGAGGGAAGCGAUCAGAACUUCGGCGUAAUGUAAUGGAGAGUGUGGCUCGAGGCGAAUAAGGCUCGGGUUUCAUGGAUAGAAACCUUGGAGCAUGACUAGUUUGAAGUGAACAAAGGUUGUGGGCAACAAGAUGUGUGUAGCAUCAGCUCUCAACUCAAAUAAAUGGAGCUUUCUUCCUUCUUU
Musa acuminata subsp. malaccensis (wild Malaysian banana) is the source of this 1669-nucleotide messenger RNA. Its product is annotated as cocosin 1. The record is from RefSeq and is a predicted model, not a curated record. NCBI's taxonomy places the organism in Eukaryota, Viridiplantae, Streptophyta, Magnoliopsida, Zingiberales, Musaceae. Gene Ontology annotation, molecular function: nutrient reservoir activity.